Molecule: messenger RNA, 5773 nt
Organism: Balaenoptera acutorostrata (minke whale)
Lineage: Eukaryota; Metazoa; Chordata; Mammalia; Artiodactyla; Balaenopteridae
Gene: NUP210
Product: nucleoporin 210
Exons: 40
Coding region: 69-5738 (1889 amino acids)
Cellular component (GO): nuclear pore
Source: RefSeq, a predicted model, not a curated record
GCGAGGGGAGCGCGCGCGCGUGCGCGUGCGGCCGGGCUCUGGGUCGCGGGAGGUGAAGCGCGGCGAGGAUGGCGGCACGGGGCCGGGGGCUGCGGCCGCUGCUGCUCGCGCUCUCGGGGCUGCUGGCGCUGGGCCCCGGCGCGCCGGCGGCCAAGCUCAACAUCCCCAAGGUGCUGCUGCCCUUCACGCGGGCCACGCGCGUGAACUUCACGCUGGAGGCCUCGGAGGGCUGCUACCGCUGGUCAUCGACCCGGCCGGAGGUGGCCAGCAUCGAGCCGCUGGGCCUGGGCGAGCAGCAGUGCUCCCGGAAGGCCGUGGUGCAGGCCCGCCUGUCCCAGCCCUCUCGCCUGACCAGCAUCGUCUUCGCGGAGGACGUCACCACCGGCCAGGUCCUGCGCUGCGACGCCAUCGUGGACCUCAUCCACGGCAUUCAGAUCGUCUCCACCACCCGCGAGCUCUACCUGGAGGACUCCCCGCUGGAGCUUAAGAUCCAGGCCCUGGACUCGGAAGGAAACACGUUCAGCACCCUGGCCGGGCUGGUCUUUGACUGGAUGAUCGUGAAGGACACAGAGGCCGACGGGUACUCAGACACCCACAACGCGCUCCGCAUCCUGACUUUUUUGGAGUCCACGUACAUCCCUCCCUCCUACAUCUCAGAGAUGGAGAAGGCGGCCAAGCAGGGGGACACCAUCUUGGUGUCCGGGAUGAAGACGGGGAGUUCCAAGCUGAAGGCACGCAUCCAGGAGGCCGUGUACAAGAACGUCCGCCCCGCAGAGGUCAGGCUGCUGAUUUUGGAGAACAUCCUUCUGAACCCAGCUUAUGACGUCUACCUCAUGGUGGGGACAUCCAUCCGCUACAAGGUGCAGAAGAUCAGGCAAGGAAAGAUUACAGAACUCUCAAUGCCCUCUGAUCAGUACGAGCUACAGCUUCAGAACAACGUCUGGGGCCCCGAGGGAGACCCGGGCCGGCCCGUGGCAGUCUUGGCCCAGGACACAUCGUUGGUCACCGCAGUGCAGCUGGGACAGAGCAACCUGGUCCUCGGCCACAGGAGUAUCCGCAUGCAGGGUGCUUCCCGGUUACCCAACAGCACCAUCUACGUGGUGGAACCUGGGUACCUGGGGUUCACAGUCUACCCUGGUGGCAGGUGGGUGCUCGAGACCGGCCGCCUGUACGAAAUCACCGUCGAAGUGCUUGACAAGUCCGGCAACAAGGUCUACCUGUCGGAUAACAUCCACAUCGAAACCAUGCUCCCUGCAGAGUUCUUUGAGGUUCUGGCUUCUUCCCAGAACGGGUCGUACCAUCAUGUCAGGGCGACAAAGAGGGGCCAGACGGCCAUCGAGGCCGCCCUCACCUCCGUGGUGGACCAGGACGGAGGGGUCCACACGUUGCGGGUGCCUGUGUGGAACCAGCAGGAGGUGGAAAUCCACGUCCCCAUCACCCUCUAUCCAAGCAUCUUGACGUUUCCCUGGCAACCAAAGACGGGCGCCUACCAGUACACGAUAAAGGCCCAUGGUGGGAGUGGGAACUUCAGCUGGUCUUCCUCGAGCUCUCUGGUUGCCACGGUUACCGUCAAGGGCGUGAUGACCACAGGCAGUGACACUGGACUCAGUGUGAUCCAGGCACAUGAUGUGCAGAACCCGCUACAUUUCGGUGAGAUGAAGGUGUACGUGAUCGAGCCCAGCGGCAUGGAGUUCGCCCCGUGCCCCGUGGAGGCCAGCAUGGGCCAGAGCCUGGAGCUGCCCCUGAGGAUCCACGGCCUCAUGCCCGGUGGGGCUGACGAGGUGGUCACGCUGAGCGACUGCUCCCACUUCGACUUGGCGGUGGAGAUGGAGAAUCAGGGCGUGUUCCAGCCGCUCCCAGGGAGGCUGCGGCCGGGGCCUGAGCACUGCAGCGGUGUCACGGUGAGGGCAGAGGCCCAGGGCUAUACCGCGCUCCUUGUGAGCUACAAGCACGGCCACGUCCACCUGAGCGCCCGCAUCACCAUUGCCGCCUACCUGCCCCUCAAGGCUGUGGACCCCUCCUCUGUCGCCUUGGUGACCCUCGGCUCCUCAAAGGAGAUGCUCUUCGAGGGGGGUCCCAGACCCUGGGUCCUGGAACCUUCCAAGUUCUUCCGCAACGUCACCUCUGAGGACAUGGACAGCGUCAGUCUGGCUCUCUUUGGGCCCCCUGCCGCCCGGAAUCACCAGCAACACUGGAUCCUCGUGACCUGCCAGGUCUUGGGAGAGCAGGUCAUCGCCCUCACGGUGGGGAAUAGGCCCAGCCUCACGAACCCCUUCCCGGCGCUGGAGCCCGCCGUGGUGAAGUUCGUGUGUGCGCCGCCCUCCAGGCUCACCCUGACGCCCGUCUACGCCAGCCCGCAGCUGGACCUGUCCUGCCCGCUGCUGCAGCAGAACAAGCAGGUGGUCCCGGUCUCCAGCCAUCGCAACCCCCUGCUGGACCUGGCCGCCUACGACCAGCAGGGCCGCAGGUUCGACAAUUUCAGCUCGCUGACCAUCCAGUGGGAGUCCAGCAGGCCGUCGCUGGCCAGCGUCGAGCUGGACCCACCCUUGCAGCUGGUGUCCCGGGACGAUGGGAGCGGCCAAAAGAAGUUGCACGGUUUGCAGGCCAUUUCAGUUCACCAGGCCUCGGGCACCACGGCCAUCUCUGCCACCGCCACGGGCUACCAGCAGUCCCACCUGGACGUGGCCAGAGUGAAGCAGCCGCACCAUCCCCUCGUGCCCGUGUCGGCCUCCAUCGAACUCAUGCUGGUGGAGGACGUGAGGGUCAGUCCGGAAGAGGUGGCCAUCUACAACCACCCUGGCGUACAGGCAGAGCUGCACAUCCGAGAAGGCUCUGGCUACUUCUUCCUCAACACCAGCAGUGCAGAUGUGGUCAGCGUGGCCUAUCAGGAAGCCCGGGGCAUCGCCACGGUACGCCCUUUGCUCCCGGGCACCUCAACCAUCAUGAUCCACGACUUGUGCUUAGCCUUCCCGGCCCCGGCCAAGGCUGACGUUUAUGUCUCGGACAUUCAGGAGCUGUACAUCCGUGUGGUGGACAAGGUGGAGAUUGGGAAGACGGUCAAGGCAUAUGUUCGCGUGCUGGACUUCCACAAGAAGCCUUUCCUGGCCAAGUACUUGGCCUUCAUGGACCUGAAGCUCCGGGCAGCCUCCCAGAUUGUCACGCUGGCGGCCCUCGACGAGGCCCCAGACGACUACACCGCCGUGUUCCGUGUCCACGGCGUGGCCAUUGGCCAGACCAGUCUCACCGCAACCGUGACCGAUAAGGCCGGACAGAGAAUCAACUCAGCCCCACAGCAGAUUGAGGUCUUUCCCCCGUUUAGGUUGAUACCCAGGAAGGUGACGCUGAUUAUCGGGGCCACGAUGCAGAUCACCUCUGAGGGCGGCCCCCAGCCUCAGUCCAACAUCCUCUUCUCCAUCAGCAACGAGAGCGUGGCGCUGGUGGGCGGCGCCGGGCUGGUGCGAGGCCUCGCCGUGGGCCACGGCGCCGUGUCGGGGGUCGUGCAGGCCGUGGAUGCCGAGAGCGGCAGGCUCGUCGUCGUGUCGCAGGAUCUCGUGGAGGUGGAGGUCUCGCUGCUGCAGGCUGUGAGGAUCCGCGCCCCCAUCACUCGGAUGAGGACGGGGACCCAGAUGCCUGUCUACGUCACCGGGAUCACCAACAACCAGAACCCUUUCUCCUUCGGCAAUGCCGUGCCGGGCCUGACCUUCCACUGGUCUGUCACCAAGCGAGACAUCCUGGACGUCUGGGGGCGGCACCACGAGGCAUCGCUCCGGCUGCCGUCGCAGUACAACUUUGCCAUGAACGUGCACGGCCGGGUGAAGGGCCGCACCGGGCUGAGGGUGGUGGUCAAGGCCCUGGACCCCACAGCCGGGCAGCUGCUGGGCCUCGCCAAAGAGCUCUCUGACGAGAUCCAAAUCCAGGUGUUUGAAAAGCUGCGGCUGCUGAACCCCGAAAUAGAAGCAGAACACGUGUUAAUGUCACCCAACUCAUUUGUCAAGCUCCAGACAAACAGGGAUGGUGCCGCCUCUCUGAGCUAUCGUGUCCUGGACGGACCUGAGAAGGUUCCCAUCGUGCACGUUGAUGAGAAAGGCUUCCUGGUGUCGGGGUCCAUAAUCGGGACAUCCACGGUUGAAGUGACUGCCCAAGAGGCUUUUGGGGCCAACCAGACCAUCAUCGUGGCUGUCAAGGUGUCCCCUGUUUCCUACCUGAGGAUCUCCAUGAGCCCCGCCCUGCACACCCAGAACAAGGAGGCUCUGGCGGCCCUGCCCCUGGGAGUGACUGUGACUUUCACCGUCCACUUCCACGACAACUCCGGAGACGUCUUCCAUGCUCACAACUCUGUCCUCAACUUUGCAACUAACAGGGACGAGUUUGUGCAGAUCGGGAAGGGCGCCACCAACAACACCUGCGUGGUCCGCGCAGUCAGCGUGGGCCUGACACUGCUCAGAGCGUGGGACGCGGCGCACGGCGGCCUCUCUGACUUCGUCCCGCUGCCUGUCCUGCAGGCCAUCUCCCCCGAGCUGUCCGGAGCAGUGGUGGUGGGGGACGUCCUCUGUCUGGCCACAGUUCUGGUCAGCCUGGAAGGCGUCCCCGGGACCUGGAGCUCAUCAGCCCGCAGCGUCCUCCAUGUCGACCCCAAGACGGGCGUGGCCGUGGCCCGGGAAGCGGGAUCUGUGACCGUUUACUACGAGCUCGCCGGGCACCUGAAGACCUACAAGGAGAUAGUGGUCAGCGUCCCACAGAGGAUCGUGGCCCGGUACGCCCGCCCCGUCCAGACCGGCUUCCAGGAGGUUGCGGCCUCCAAAGUGAUGGUCACCGUGGGAGACCGGAGCGCUAACCUGAGAGGUGAGUGCUCCCCCGGCCAGGUGGAAAGCAUCGCAGCCCUGCACCCAGAAUCCCUCCUCGGCUGCCAGCUACAGUUCAAGCAAGACAUCUUCGACUUCCCAGCCCGUGAGGUUUUCACCGUAGAACCGGAGUUUGACGCUGCCCUGGGCCGGUACCUCUGCUCGGUGACAAUGCUCAGGCUUACAGACAAGCAGCUGAGGCACCUGAGCCUGAAGAGGACAGCACUGCUGGUCACCCCCUCCCUCCCAGGCAGCCACUUCUCCGGAGAGCAGGUCGGGGCCGAGGUGCCCUUCAGCCCAGGGCUUUACACUGACCAGGCUGAAAUCCUUUUGAGCAACCACUACACCAACUCCGAGGUCAAGGUCUUUGGGGCCAUGGAAGUUCUGGAGAACCUGGAGGUGAAGUCAGGGUCCCCGGCCGUGCUGGCCUUCGCGAAGGAGAAGUCUCUGGGGCUGCCCAGCUUCGUCACCUACACAGUCGGCAUCUCGGACCCCACGGCCGGCAGCCAGGGGCCUCUGUCCACCACCCUGACCUUCUCCAGCCCCACCACUAACCAGGCCAUCACCAUCCCCGUCACCGUGGCCUUCGUGAUGGAUCGCCGGGGACCUGGUGCUCACGGCGCCGGCCUCUUCCAGCACAUCCUGGACUCCUACCAGGUCAUGUUCUUCACGCUGUUUGCCCUGCUGGCCGGGACCGCGGUCACGAUCAUAGCCUACCACGCGGUCUGCACGCCCCGGGAGCCCGCCACGCCACCGGCCCUCUCGCCGCGAGCCAGCCCUCGGCACAGCCCACACUAUGUUCCUGCCUCAUCGCCAACGCCUUUCAACGCGCUGCUUCCUGCUCGCAGAGCCAGCCCUCCCUCAGGGCUGUGGAGCCGGGUGUACCCCUCCCACUAGUCAGCAGGGCCAGGACCCCCGUGCCUCCACCACCC